UCCGUUUUUUCCUUGUGUACCAAACAAAGAUGUUAAAACGUAGCUGAUAAGGGAGGAGUCAAUGAAAGUUUUUCUAAUAACAUUCAACCUAUCAGCCAGUGUUAAAAAUAGUGUCGUCUGGUCCGAUUGUAGCUUCUCGAAUCUCUGGACCAUAUUCUUUUAUAACAAAAAACAUGCAAACUGUACAAUGUUUGAAAGACGGCAUUUGGAGCUUGCCCAGCACGGUUCACAGUUUCCUUGGUAGGGAUGAUGCCGACAAGACUAAUGUAUCUUUCACAGACAAUUCCGAUAACGGCGAUAAAAAUAAUAACAACGCAGACAGUGAUGCGCCAAUAGUUACUGAUGAUAAUGACGAUAGUGGCAAUUGUGACAUCACUGAUAACGGUUCAUCAGCAGAUGGGAUUGAAGCGGAGGAAGCUACCGUGGGCACGGUUUCCGCCGACUCGCUAGCGUUCAAUGAUGACGUGCUCGCCUCCAGGUCUCACGCUAUCCCGUAUGUCCUCAUCAAGGAAAAUUGGCAGCUUGUACUGGAACAAGAUGCAACCAUUCCAGAAAUGAAAUCUGCUAUCAUAAAAUGCAAAGACCUAGUGUUACAGUGCAGAAAUGACACAGAAGAACGAAAAUGGCUGGUCCGCCACUUGAUAGAAUUGAGACAUCGACUAAGAGAAUUGCAGGAUGUGGACAACGAUCCUGAUGCUAUACCAUCGGGCAUGAAAGUCAUUCUUGGUCAUCAUUUCGUAGCACAGAAACACUAUCCCAAAUGCAAGGUAUACUGUGACCACUGUUCGGGUAUUAUUUGGAAUGUAGUACAGUCGUCAUACAGUUGUACCGACUGUUCCUUUGCGGUUCAUCACAAGUGCAUACGCAAUGUGAUAAGGAUUUGCGCUCACGUAAUAACAACCGAACAAAAUUUACCUAUUGAAUGUAUCUGUCCGGAAAUCGGACUUGCAUUCCAGAAAUACACAUGUGCAGAAUGUGGAUCUCAGCUGAGUUGCAAUGUUUCAACAGCAAUCAGUUUCUUGGGUCUAGAACUGAAGGCAGAAAAACUUCACACCGUCCAACCCAGACUGUGCGAUUACUCCGGUUUUUACUACUGUUCAACUUGCCACUGGAACGACACUAGUAUUAUCCCGGCCCGAGUAACAAACAACUGGGAUUUUGUCCCGCGUAAAGUUUGUCGGGCUUCACUCCAGCAAAUCCGGCUUCUGUGUGAGCGACCGGUUAUCAAUCUGGAGCAGAAUAACCCACGAUUGUUCGUUUUGGUCUCUAAGCUGUCCCUGGUGAAGAAGUACCGCCAGAAGCUUCUACAUAUGAAACGAUACCUGACGGUCUGUCGGAUUGCCGAAGAAUUAAAAUUGGUCAGGGAUUCUAUCGGCGUUAGAAGGCAUCUCAUGCAAACGGUCGACAUGUACAGCGUAAAUGAUUUGUUUGGAGUAGAGAAUGGGUCUCUACUCAAUUUUUUGUAUAAGGUAUACGGUAUAUUUGAAAGGCAUAUUCGAAGCUGUGUGAUCUGCUCGGGUAAAGCCUACAUCUGCGAAAUUUGCAACAAUGACGAAAUUAUUUUUCCCUUCGACGAUCAUGUCGUUUCUUGUGGGAAAUGUAACUCGGUUUUUCAUCGAACCUGUCAGUUUCGGAGGAACACGAAAUGCCAGAAAUGCGUGCGUCUCCAACUCCGUGAACAACAGAUGCGAAAUGAGAUUUUGGAUGCCGCCAACGGCAAUUAGGCCUGUGAUUUAACUCGAUUUUGUCAUUACAUAAUGCUUCGUCAGGCUUGCUUACCAGUGCCACAGUGUUCUGAAUGUGUCAUCAUCAGCUAUUUAAUUUUUUAGCUUAUUAGGAAACGAAAAAGUUUAUUUGUAUCAGACAUAAAUGAAACUAGC
Molecule: messenger RNA, 1880 nt
Organism: Topomyia yanbarensis
Lineage: Eukaryota; Metazoa; Arthropoda; Insecta; Diptera; Culicidae
Gene: DEF8
Product: differentially expressed in FDCP 8 homolog
Exons: 5
Coding region: 174-1724 (516 amino acids)
Source: RefSeq, a predicted model, not a curated record